Molecule: messenger RNA, 1218 nt
Organism: Penicillium alfredii
Lineage: Eukaryota; Fungi; Ascomycota; Eurotiomycetes; Eurotiales; Aspergillaceae
Exons: 4
Coding region: 1-1218 (405 amino acids)
Biological process (GO): transmembrane transport
Cellular component (GO): fungal-type vacuole membrane
Molecular function (GO): transmembrane transporter activity
Source: RefSeq, a predicted model, not a curated record
AUGCAUGAAACGUUGGAGUCAUCUGUCUCCGACAGAGGCCAAGAGAACCAAAUUGGCCUGUCGAAUGAGUCAAGAAACGACGAGAAAUCAUUGGGCUCUAAAGGUUCCAACGAGUUCGAAUCUACACCCGCACCAUCCAAUCCUCCCCCAAAUGGAGGAUCCAAAGCCUGGCUGCAGGUAGUCGGGAGCUGGUUUAUGGUCUUCAACACCUGGGGUACUAUUGUCAUGUUUGGAGACUACCAGGCCUACUACGAGAAUGGGACACUUUUCCAGCAGACGUCUUCGAACAUAUCUUGGAUCGGAUCCAUCCAGUCUUUGAUGGUUUUUGCUUCUGGGGCAGUCAUUGGGCCUAUCUAUGACCGCGGAUAUCUAAAGCUCCUGCUUAUAGUAGGCACUUUUGGCAUCGUCUUCGGCCACAUGAUGCUGUCUUUGUGUCAGGAGUUCUGGCAAGUCGUCCUCGCCCAGGGGUUUGUGGUUGGAAUAGGUGGAGGCUGCCUUUUCGUUCCCGCACUGGCUGUCAUCCAGCCCUACUUCAGCACUCGCCUCGGGCUGGCAAUUGGCUUGGCGGCGACUGGAAGCUCGCUGGGAGGCGUUCUCUACCCUGUCAUCUUCAUUAACCCGAUCGACCGCGUUGGGUUUGCUUGGACGACUCGCAUUAUCGGGUUCAUUGCACUAGCCACCCUUGCCAUCCCUAUAACUGUGUCGGAAAUGCGCAUGAAACCCCCGGGUUGGACGACCGGGAAUUUGGCAUUAUACCUUCUUCCCAUUCUCAACGCAGCAUCUACAUUUGGCCGUGCGCUGCCAAACUGGUUGGCUGACAAGGUGGGCGCGGUAAAUGUGGUCAUCCCAGGCUCGCUUUUGAUAGGGGUGCUGCUCUUUUGCAACCUUGCUGUGCACAGCGUCGCAGGAAUUGUCUGCACUGCUCUCUUUUUCGGAUUCUUCUCGGGCAUCUUUAUUGCAACUCCGCCUCUUCUUUUCAUGCUCUUCACGAACGACAAGUCCAAGCUGGGAUCCCGUAUGGGCAUUGCCUAUUUCCUUCUUGGGUUGAGUGUGCUGUUCGGGGGCCCGGGAGCUGGUGCAGUUCUGCAGCACCAGGCAGGUGGCUCAGACUGGACUGGUUCGUGGUCUUAUGCAGGCGCAUUUCCUUUGGCGGCAUUUUUGGUCUUUUGUGUGUUGAGGGUCUGGCAAACUGGUGGAAAGCUCCAAGUCAAGAUUUGA